Molecule: messenger RNA, 1469 nt
Organism: Callorhinchus milii (elephant shark)
Lineage: Eukaryota; Metazoa; Chordata; Chondrichthyes; Chimaeriformes; Callorhinchidae
Gene: cunh7orf25
Product: chromosome unknown C7orf25 homolog
Exons: 1
Coding region: 42-1361 (439 amino acids)
Source: RefSeq, a predicted model, not a curated record
CAGAGAGAGAGUGAGACAGGCACCAGAUAGAGUGAGUGAGAAUGAUGACUUUCGCUGUCUCUUUCCUUCCAACCCAUAGCUUCUUCCAGGGUGAUGAUCUCACCAUGUCGGUGCACCGAAUCCUUAUGGAGAGAAUGGCUGAAGCCCGGCAGCUGCUUGAGAGGGCGGAGGCACUUGCCUGUUCCCGGAAGGACGGCGUGCAGGGAGGUCCCAAACUCUGCAGCAAACUGAAGGCAGAGCUCAAGUUUCUGCAGAAAGUGGAACUGGGUAAGGUGUCUGUGAAGGAAUCGCACCUGCAGAGCACGAACCUCACCCACCUGAAGGCGGUGAUCGAGUCUGCCGAGAGCCUGGGCGAUGUGGUCAGUUUGCUGCAUGUCUUCAACUAUCGGGACCGUGCCGGGGAGAAGCAAUGCCUGGUGGUGGAUGUGGUGGCCAACAGCGGUCACACGUGGGUCAAAGCAAUUGGCCGAAAAGCCGAGGCGCUGCACAGCAUCUGGGUGGGCAGAGGGCAGUACGGAGACAAGAGCAUCAUAGAGCAAGCGGAAGACUACCUGGAGGCCAGCAAACAGCAGCUGGUGCAGUACAGCAAUCCGCACAUUGUGUUUGCGUUUUACAACAGUGUUUCGAGCCCCAUGGCAGACAGACUGAAGGAAAUGGGGCUCUCUGUGCGAGGGGAUAUUGUCGCGGUGAAUUCGAUGAUGGAUCUGGUGGAGGAAGCUGGUGAGAAUUUGAGUGACUCUGAGGAAGAUCUAGAGGAGCCUCUGUGUGUGACUAAAGUCGAUCGCUCAACAAUCGUCGCCAGCGUUGCUUUCCCGACUGACGUUAAGGUGGAUUUCUGUAAUAGAGUCAACCUAGAUAUCACAACCUUAAUCACCUUUGUUUCGGCUGUCAGUCACGGGGGCUGCGACUACAUUUUUAAAGAGAAAGUGUUGACAGAACAGGCUGCACAGGAAAGGGAGGAGAGUGUGUUACCCAAACUACAGGCCUUUAUGAAGGGUAAGGAACUAUUUGCGUGUCAGUCAGCAGUGAAGGAUUUUCAAGCCAUUUUAGAUACAUUGGGUGGACAGGGGGAGAGGGACCGAGCACAGAAACUGCUCCAGAGAAUCUCAGUUGUACCAGACCAACCUUCUGAAUAUGCCUUGAGGCUGGAAGCUAGUGCAAAAAUCAACACUCGUUCUAUUACUAUCUUUGGCACUGGAGACACUUUAAAGGCAAUAACCAUGACUGCAAACAGUGGGUUUGUUAGAGCCGCAGGUAACCAAGGAGUUAAAUUCAGUGUGUUUAUCCAUCAACCAAGAGCUUUAACAGAGAGCAAGGAACCAACUGCAGCUCCUUUACCAAAGCACGACGCAUCUUCAUGAGAUAGAAACAGGAGACGUGCAUUCAUCUGAUUUGUAAAUGUAAAGACCACAAAUCUAAAGUGGGAACCCCAUGCCAUUGAUAACAAUAAAUGAAUAUUCGGAUUGGAA